Messenger RNA from Triticum aestivum (bread wheat), 4009 nucleotides. RefSeq names its product putative disease resistance protein RGA4. NCBI's taxonomy places the organism in Eukaryota, Viridiplantae, Streptophyta, Magnoliopsida, Poales, Poaceae. The coding region runs from base 34 to 3576 and encodes 1180 amino acids. Gene Ontology annotation, molecular function: ADP binding. The transcript has 2 exons. The record is from RefSeq and is a predicted model, not a curated record.
CUGCGGGUGCAGCUGGGAGCUCCUAGCAUUCUGAUGGCGGAGCUGGUGGCCACAAUGGUGGUCGGGCCCCUGCUGUCCAUUGUACAGGACAAGGUAUCCAGCUACAUCCUGGACAAGUACAAUGUGAUGGAGGGCAUGGAGGAGCAGCACAGGGUGCUCAAGCGCAAGCUGCCGGCCAUCCUGGACGUCAUCGACGACGCCGAGCAGGUGGCGUCCAAGAGAGCCGGGGUCAAGGCUUGGCUCGAGGAGGUCAAGAGGGUGGCCUACGACGCGAAUGAGGUCUUCGACGAUUUCAAUUACGAGGCGCUCCGUCGCGAGGCCAAGGAGAACGGGCACUACGGCGAGCUCGGCUUCAAUGCAGUAAAGCUCUUUCCCACCCACAACCGUUACGCGUUCCGCGACAAGAUGGGGAAGAAGCUAUGCAGGAUUGUGCAGGACAUUGAGGUCCUGGUGGCUGAGAUGAAUGCCUUUGGAUUUAAAUAUCAGCAACAAGUGCCGGCAUCCAUGCAGUGGAGGCAGACUGAUCAUGUUAUCUUCGAUCCAAAGAAAAUCAUUAGCAGAUCGAGAGACCAAGAUACUAAGGAUAUUGUUGGCGUGCUUCUUGGUCAUGCUAGCAACAAAAAUCUCAUGGUCCUUCCCAUCGUUAGUGUAGGGGGGCUAGGCAAGACCACCUUUGCGCAGCUCAUUUACAAUGAAUCUGAAAUUCAGAAGCAUUUCGAGUUGAUGAUCUGGGUUUGUGUCUCUGACAACUUUGAUGUGGAUUCCCUAGCUAACAGUAUUGUUGAAGCAGCAACUCCCAACAAAAGUACAGUUGACGCAGCAACUUCCAACAGUAGUACAGCUGAAGCAACUUCCAAAAAAAGGCCACUGGAUAGGCUCCAAGAAGCACUAAGCGGGCGUAGAUACCUCCUUGUAUUGGAUGACGUCUGGAACCGAGAGUAUGAUAAGUGGGAAAAGCUCAAGCGCCACCUUAUACAUGAUGCAAAGGGUUGUGUGGUUUUGACAACUACUCGUGAUGAAGGAGUUGCAAAAAUAAUGGGUACAGUUAAAGCCUAUAAUCUCGCAGCUUUGAAGGAUAACUUCAUACAUGAAAUUAUUGAGACAAGAGCAUUCAGUUUGCAGAAUGAAGAAGAAAGGCCUGUCGUGCUUGUUAAUAUGGUUGGUGAGAUUGUGAAGAGAUGUCGUGGUUCUCCUUUGGCCGCAACAGCACUCGGCUCUGUGUUGCGUGCAAAGACAAGCGAAGAGGAGUGGAAGGAUAUAUCACUCAGAAGCAACAUUUGCACUGAGGACUCUGGCAUUUUACCAACACUCAAGCUCAGCUACAAUGAAUUAUCAUCGCAGAUGAAGCGGUGUUUUGCUUUUUGUGCUGUGUUUCCCAAGGAUUAUGAGAUUGAUGUGGACAAGCUGAUCCAACUAUGGAUCGCGCAUGGCUUUAUCGAGGACCAAAAAGAAGUUCGUGCUGAAACCAUUGGCAAGCGGAUUUUCAGUGAGCUGGCCUCAAGGUCAUUCUUUGUGGAUGUGAAGCAAGUCCGAGUUUCAUUUAACGAGCGCCGGCGGUGGCAUAAUUAUUCCAAAAAUACAUGUAAAGUCCACGAUCUGAUGCAUGAUGUUGCACUAUCUACAAUGGAAAAAGAAUGUGCUCUCACACCCAAGGAACCAAGUCGGAUUGAGUGGCUUCCAGAAACAGCUCGGCACUUACUUUUGCCUUAUGAAAAUCCAGAUAUUAUUUUGAAUGAUUCUCUCGCGAGAAGAUCUCCGGCUAUCCAGACACUUCUGUGUGAUGUUUAUAUGGAUCAUCCGUUGCAACAUUUAUCAAAAUACAGCUCUUUGAAGGCAUUACAACUCCGUACAUGGAGUAGGUCAUUCCCCUUGAAAUCAAAGCAUCUGCAUCACCUAAGGUAUCUUGUUCUUUCAGGAAGUUGUAUUGAAGCACUUCCUGAAGAUGUAAGCAUUCUAUACAACCUGCAAACAUUAAACGUCUCUGGCUGCCGCAGACUUUGUCGGCUCCCAAGGCAAACGAAGUAUAUGAAUGCCCUUCGUCACCUCUACACUCAUGGUUGUCCAAAGAUGAGGAGCAUGCCUGGUGACCUCCGAAAACUCAUGUCACUACAAACACUUACAUGUUUUGUAGCAGGUCCUACUGGCUCUGAGUCUGAGUGCAGUGGUGUUGGAGAGUUGCAACAGUUAAACCUUGGUGGUGAGCUACAGCUGCAUCAACUAGAGAAUGUGACAGAAGAAGAUGCAAAAGCAGCAAAUCUCAAAAACAAGAAGGAACUUCAAGAAAUGUCACUAAAAUGGACCGUUGGUGGUAGGGAUGAUGCAAGAGUGCUCGAGGGUCUCAAACCUCAUGAUGAGCUGCAGGCUAUAAAGAUAGAAUCCUAUGGAGGCACCACCUUUCCAACAUGGAUGGCUAUCUUGCUAAAGAUGGUUGAGAUCCAUCUUUCCGGUUGUAAAAAACUUCAAUGGUUAUUCAGUUGUGGUACAUCCUUCACUUUUCCAAAUCUGAAGGUGUUUACCCUACAAGAUCUGGAAUGUUUGGAACGUUUGUGUGAAAUAACAGAUAAGGAACAAGAUGAAGAGAUAAUAUUUCCUCGCCUUGAGAAGCUGUGUGUUAUAGGUUGUCCAAAGCUGACAAUGAAAGCUAAAGCACCAAAGCUGACUGGGUUAGACUUCGAGGGAGUUGAGGAAGAGAUAUUCCUGUGGGUAGCUAGAUAUAUGACUUCAUUGACAACUUUGAAUCUGCAGAAUCGUAAAGACACAGAAACAACUUCGGUGGCAAUGGCGGAAGUGUCUGAUCUUAGUUUGGCACAAAUGGUGGAGGUCAAGGAAAGAUGGAACCAUCAUGAUUUCCCUUUUGCAAAGUUGAGCUUAAAUGGCUUAAAGUUAGGUGUGACCGAGCUAUGUGCAUGUUUUGUGCGGCUUCAAUGGUUGGACAUCAAUGAUUGUGAUGCGCUUGUCCAUUGGCCAGAGAAAGAGUUCCAAAGCUUGGUAUCCUUGAGGAAUCUGGAGAUUGCAGACUGCAAACAACUGGUUGGGUACGCACAAGCUCCUGCAGCUGAGCCAUCAACAGCAUCCUCAAGUCAGCUCCUGCCACGUCUUGAGUUUGUCCGGAUAAGUGGUUGUGAGAGCAUGGUAGAGGUCUUCAAACUCCCUGCAUCCUUGAGGAAAAUGGAAGUUGAUGAUUGCACUAAGCUCAAGUCCAUGUUCAGCAGGAGUCUGCAGCAGGGACAAUCAGCAUCAUCGAUUCUUCAAGGGUCACCUGUACAUUCUUCAAGGGUGGAACAGUUUCCCUUUCCAUGUUUAGAAGAGAUAUUCAUAUCUGCUUGUGACAGCUUAACAGGGGUCCUCCAUCUUCCCCCAUCCCUCAAGAAAAUUACAGUUUAUGACUGCUGCGAGUUGAGAUCAGCGGAAUCUCACUCGGGAGAGUUCCCAUCAUUGGAGAGCCUCGAGAUUGGAAAUUGCGAAACCCUGUCAUCCCUACCGGAUGGGUCGCAAUCAUACUCAUCUCUUGAGUGUCUUACAAUUGAAAACUGUCCUGGUAUAAAGAGGCUCCCAACAUGCCUGCAGCACGUCUAAGCAGCCUAAGGUACAAAAGUGUAGAUGCCCGCUAUCAAGAGACUAGUCUUGUGAAGCCCAAGACAUGGAGAAAUAUAAUCCGCUUAGAUUGGUGAGAUGUCAUGAUGUCUCACGCCAUCACUAUGGGAAGCUACGACCAAUCAGCAGCAGGGUCUAUAUCUAGAGUUUUUUUUCAAUAGUCACUGUAUCACCAACUGCAUGUGUGGACUGUAAGAGCAAAUGCCGUUUGGUCAUUUUGUUCGUCCGUAGGGACUCUUUGAGCACAGUUUAGUCAGGAGUGAAUUUCCAUCUUUCAUAGUAGGAAACAGAGCAAGUACUACCAAACUGUAGUGUAUACUCUGCUUUCAGGUCAGCAUCAGGAAAGGAUGUGGCUAAAGCUAGAUACUUGAGCCUUGUUCAAGUUUUUGGAAAGAGAGUUUAAGGAGCCUCUGAA